AUGCUGAUGACAAUACCCUUAGGCUCGCCUAAUCACGUCGAUGACGAGUUUGAUCUCCCUGGAUACUUGUUAUUAGAUUCCGGAGCUUCAACAUCGAUCAUUCGACACUCAUCCUUGCUUCAUUUUCCACAACAACCUAUCCACAUAGGAGUGCAAGAUGCGCAGGAUAAUCCAAUACCUAUAUCUUCUACGGGAAUUCUAAAAUUCCAUUUCGCUAAUGGUCCCCCAGUGAAGAUAUCGGCUGCUUCUUCUCCCAACAUUCGUUAUGACCUUAUUAGUCUCGAUGAACUUGACGAUGCCGGCAUCUACGCUGACUUCUCCACACGUUCCCUUCGUGACAAGGAUAAUAAUGUCAUAGCUACUCUCCUUAAACAUGGACCCUUUUAUUGGCUCUCCACAAAGUAUUUGAUGUUACCUGCUCGCAGUAGGAAUCAUCGAAUCAACAACAUCCUACCUCGUUUUUCCUUUGAAUUCAUUCAUCGACUAUUUGGUCAUGUUAAUAUCAAAAUCAUCAAGGAUUCUAUCCGUAAAGGACUAAUCAAGAAUAUCUCUUAUGACAACAUUGACUGGUCAGGUUUUGACACUUUCCAAUGUCCUGAUUGUCUCAAAGGAAAAAGUACACAACACAAACACUAUGUCGGAUCACGUGUUAAAUAUCAACGUGAAUACAAUACCUUCGAAUUUCUCCACACUGAUCUUUUUGGUCCAGUACCCAAUAUGCCAACUUCUUCACCUACUUAUUUCAUCUCAUUUACCGAUGAACAAUCAAGGUUUAGAUGGGUUUUUCCAUUACGUUCUAAAGAUGCAUCCACCGUUACUACUGUUUUCCGUAACAUUGUGGCUACAUUCGGAACACAAUUUGACACUAAAGUACUUGUUUUCCAAAUGGAUCGAGGCUCAGAAUUCACAAAUGCUGAAAUACGUCAUUUCUUCCGUGAAAAUGGUAUCCAACCAUGCUAUACCUCUGUUGGUGAUUCUCGUGCCCAUGGCGUUGCAGAAAGACUAAACCGAACUCUUCUAGAUGAUUGUAGAACUCUAUUAGAAAGUAGUGGUCUCUCUCCUCACCUCUGGUUCUAUUCCGUUGAGUUUGCUACCUUGAUCCGAAAUGCUCUGUUAAAUACGACAUACAAAACCUCUGCUCGUGCUCGUGCUGGUCUUGCUGGCCUCGACGCAAGCACCAUUCUUCCAUUUGGACAACAUGUUAUUACACAUGAUACUAAUCCUAUCGAUAAACUACAUGUACGUGGUCAUCACGGUUAUGCCUUAACACCUUCAAAGGAAUCACAUGGUUAUCUCAUCUAUGUUCCUCAUCUUCAUAAGGUUCUGGAUACAUCGAACUAUGUGGUGAUUAGGUCCGAUACUAAUAUAUCUGCUGAUCAUAACUACGAUUCAACUGUGUUUGAUCCACUAAUGCAGUCCAUUGCUCGUCCAUAUGAUGAUUUCCUGAACGAUACAUCUGCUCCUGCUCUGAUUGACGAUAACUCUUCAGAACCCGAUAAUUCUACCUCGGCUCCGAAUUCAGAUAGUGAAUUAUCUGAUGACCCGGACUUAGACACUGCUAUGAUUCAUUCGCGCCCUGAGAGCAUCGACACUCAAGGAACCAACUCUGAUGUUAGUCCAACUUCAAACCCUGUUACUACGAUACCAUUGACCUCUGAUAUUUAUACGGAUCCUGAUUCUGAUACUGAUGACGACUCAGAUAGUCCACUCUCAUUUUAUCAUUCAGAUUUCAAUAAACCUAUCUCUUCUAGUACAUUUGAUGAAGAACUACCUCCUGACGUAAUCCCCAUAUCAGAUGACAAUACAACACCUUCUGUUCUUGAAGAUGACGUACUUCCAGAGAUUCCUUCUUUGUCCGAUUCUCCUCCUGCUUUACCAGAUCAAUUGAUUGAUUCUUCCCCUAAGAACUCCGAUUCGGGUGGUAUCAUAGCUGAUACUACUAUAUCUUUAGAUACUUCACCUGAUAUAUCCCAUUCUCUGGCGAUUUCCCCUUCGGGUGGUACCAUCGAUGAUCUCAAUACCUCAUCAACCAAUCCAUUAUCACUCUCUCUUUCACCUCAGAAUUCCAAUUCGGGUGGUAUAACUCAGACAUCUGUUUCCACCGAUUUGGGUGGUAUAGGUAAGGAACAAGACAGUUCCAAGAAACGAAAUAGAGAAAACGAUGAAAACAAUGACAAGGACCACUUACCUUACUGGGAAAAGAACAAUAUGUCAAGUAUAAAGUUCCCACCAAAACAAAGAAGAAGAAUCCACUACAUAAACUCGGUAAAACACGCUGUGAACAACCCUCCAUCUGUUGGUAACACGUCAAUGUCAUAUAGAGACGCAAUAAGUUCGAAUCAAAAUGUGAGAGAAAAGGAAUUAUACAGAAAAGCGUAUAUGAAGGAACUAGACCAAUUAAUGAAACAUAAUACAUGGGACAAUUCCCGUAUAUAUGAUGUUAAGGAGGUUAACCCAAAGAAAAUAAUCAAUUCCAUGAUCAUUUUCACUACAAAACGAGACGGAACUCAUAAAUGUAGAUUCGUUGCUAGAGGUGACCAACAAAAUGCUGGUACUUACGAUGAUAGCCUAAUCGCUAAUACAAUACAUCAUGAAGCACUGAUGACAUGUAUGGCUAUUGCUUUAGAUAAUGACAUGUUCAUUGUGCAACUAGAUAUAUCAUCAGCCUACCUUUAUGCAGACCUCAAGGAAGAACUAUAUAUAAGGACACCUCCACACUUAGGCCAUAAGAAUAAGAUAUUCAAAUUAGAAAAAUCAUUAUACGGUUUAAAACAAAGUGGUGCGAACUGGUAUGAAAAUAUCAAGAAAUACCUAACUGAAGAUUGUGGUAUGUCCAACAUAAGAGGAUGGCCAUGCGCAUUUAAGAAUGAAGAUUUAAUUGUAUGUUUAUUUGUUGAUGAUAUAAUUGUGUUUGGUAAAAAACAUAAGAAAUGUAUGGAUCUGGUACAAUUAUUAAAGUUACGAUACGAAACAAAAGUAGUAAACGAUGGGAAAAUCGAGAAGGCAGAAUCAAGGGACUAUGACAUUCUAGGAUUGGAAAUAACAUACAGGAGAUCUAAAAGUUUAUCUUUUGGUAUGGAAAAAUCCUUGGAACAAAAAAUCCCAUCCUUAGGUGUUACAUUAAACAGCGAGAAGAGAAGAAUGAAAGCACCGGGACAACCCGGAAUAAUAUUAUCUGAUUCCAAAUUGGAUAUGUCUGAAGCAGAAUAUAAAAGGAAAGUAAAGUUGAUGCAGAAACUAGUUGGACUAGCUUCUUACCUAGGAUACAAGUAUAGAUAUGAUCUACUAUAUUAUAUUAAUAUAUUAGCUCAACACACCCUAUACCCGAGCAACCAAGUGCUAUCACUUACUUAUCAAUUAAUCCAAUAUAUUUGGGAUACUAGAAAUAAAAGGUUAAUUUGGCCCAAAGCCAAAGAAAGAAAUACUCAAAGAGUGACUGCCAUAACAGAUGCGGCAUUUGCAAAUCAACCUGGCUAUAAGUCACAGGUUGGAUAUUUCAUUCUAGUAAAUAACAAAAUCAUUACUGCAAGAUCCACGAAAGCCACUCUAACAUGUAUCUCGUCUACAGAAUCCGAACUAUAUGCAAUUAGUAUGGUAAUACCUUUACUCAAUAGUAUUAAGAUGCUAAUGGAAACAAUAACUGGCAAUCAAGUUAAAAACAAAUUAAUUACAGACAGUGCACCAGCUAUAUCAAUCAUAAAUAGUCAAGAUGAAACAAAAUUAAGAAAUAAAUAUUUUGGCGCCAGAUCAAUGAAAAUCAGAGAUGAAGUCAAAUAUUCACAUCUUAAACUAGAGUAUGUGAAUACAGACAACAACAUCGCUGACAUAUUAACUAAGGCAUUGCCAGCUAAAAGAUUUAACGAUCUAACUAAUGUUUGGAUGGUUUAG
Molecule: messenger RNA, 3888 nt
Organism: Vanderwaltozyma polyspora DSM 70294
Lineage: Eukaryota; Fungi; Ascomycota; Saccharomycetes; Saccharomycetales; Saccharomycetaceae
Product: Tkp1 protein
Exons: 1
Coding region: 1-3888 (1295 amino acids)
Biological process (GO): proteolysis; DNA integration
Molecular function (GO): aspartic-type endopeptidase activity; nucleic acid binding
Source: RefSeq, a predicted model, not a curated record